This is a messenger RNA of Mycotypha africana, 1389 nucleotides long. RefSeq lists its product as uncharacterized. The record is from RefSeq and is a predicted model, not a curated record. Lineage: Eukaryota; Fungi; Mucoromycota; Mucoromycetes; Mucorales; Mycotyphaceae. The transcript has a single exon. Bases 446 to 901 code for a protein of 151 amino acids.
UGUGUUUGGUGAUUCCACAAGUACGAUUAGGGGAUUUUACACAAAGUAAAUUGACCAAGUAAACAAAGCCAUAUCUGUGAGUCAAGGCCAAAAGUACGUUUAAAAGUCGAUGAAUAGAUGACACAUUGAGAAUUAUAGCGUUUAAAUACAGUAGGUACAUAUAAAGCUCGAAUAGCCUUACGAAUAUAAUCGUAUUAUAACGUAUAUUUACUACGCAAUCAAAUGGAUCAUAAUUCCCAAUUAGAAGCAUAUAUAAACAGUAUAAGGCAAAGUAAUUAAUUUGCACGUUUGCACACAAAAUGCGUAACAUCAUACUGCAAACUUGCAUCCUUCUACUCCGUUCUAUCUAUCUGCAACGUUUCUCGCAAAAUUGCAUGAAAUCGGGUGUAACGCAGUUAAUGAAAUGAACGAUGUUACUAUUAGAGAUGCAUGACCUUUAUCAAACAUGAUUGACCUACUGAAGCUGUUCAAAAUAUUACUUAUAGCAGUGCUCCUCGUUCAAAACAUACUCUGCUCACAAACCCACCUACAUUUAAAUGGAAACUCUGUAGCUGUAGUUGAUGCUGGAGAAAGUGUAGUGUCAGUCUGGCAAUGGAUCUUCUAUGAAGAUCUUAAAGGAGCAGUUUGGUACUAUAUGGCGCAAGAAUUGGAAGGAAUCCCGUUUUUCAGUAGAAGGAAGGAAGAAUAUGAGAAGAAAGCAGCUGAAGAGCGUACACCUUGCGGAGAAGCCGCUAAAAGACUGAAAGAACGACGAGUAUACCUGAAAGUGUCGAUUGAUACACUUACAAAAAUAAUAAAGGAAGAAUUGACAAAAAUAAAUAUUUUACACUAUUUUCAUGUGAUUCCGUUUUUACUUCAAUUUAAAAAACUUGCGUACUGUAUUUUGUUUGAUACUGUGUAAAAAUGUUGCGUAUCUUUCUCGGCAGUCUUAAGAGUUGAAUAAGAACAGUCUUCGAGCAACUAUUGCUAUAAUCAAAUCGAAGCACCUUUUCCGUUUUACUUAAAUAUGACAUGACCAGUCUGAAUCCAAUUGCUGAACUGGCCUAAUGAGUUGGAAAAACCUUCCAAGCGAUGAAGGUCAUUGCAGCUGUUGUCAUUCGAUUAAAGUAUCAAAUGGUGUUCAAGUAUAUAUAAUCUAACUGUUCACUUCUGAAUUAGAAAUGCAGAUGGCAAAGAAAGAGACACAUACACACACACUCACACACAUGUACAUUUGGCAUAGUUGAACAAAGCUAAAAAGUAAUGCAGAAUUCAUUUUAAACUGUUUUGGCACCUUUCUUCGUAUUAUCCGCUGGGUCUCGAUUGGCUUCAAAGAGGGCUGAGGUUACAAAGACUCCGGGCCAAUAAAGAACCUUUUUCAGCAUUUUCUUUUCCCUACUCUUUCUUUAC